This is a messenger RNA of Cryptomeria japonica (Japanese cedar), 873 nucleotides long. RefSeq lists its product as uncharacterized. The record is from RefSeq and is a predicted model, not a curated record. Lineage: Eukaryota; Viridiplantae; Streptophyta; Pinopsida; Cupressales; Cupressaceae. The coding region runs from base 1 to 873 and encodes 290 amino acids. The transcript has a single exon.
AUGUUGGAAUUCAGAAACUUUGUACAAAAGCUUGAUGUAGUUGGCUGCAAGCCAUCGAAAGGAUGGUUCACUUGGACAAAUAGACGGAUGGGUUUCUCCAACAUUGUUGAACGCUUGGACAAAUUUUUGAUCAGUUCAUAUUGGUUGAAGGAAGAUAUACAAGUUUCAACUAAAACACUCCCAUACAGUGUCUCAGACCAUUUCCCAGUACAACUGGAAAUUGGCUCAAAGAUCCAAGGGGGCAGCGACUAUUUCAAGUUUCAAAACAUGUGGUGGAGAGAUGCAUCAAUUAGGGAAAAUAUGGAAAAAUGGUGGAGUCAAUGCAAUCAUAUGAGAGGUACGCCAAGUUUCUAUUUCAUAAAAAAGAUUGCUUAUAUUAAAAAUCAACUUAGAAUUUGGAAUAGGGAGGUUUUCAAAAAUAUUUUCUCUGAGAAAGAAAGAAUCGAGGCCGAGUUAGAGGCUUUAAAUUUGAUAUUUUUAGUCGAGGGUAUGAAUCAAGAUGAUUACAUUCAUGAAAAGGAGUUGAUUUCCAUGCUAUCAGAGAUAUUAACUAGAGAAGAAAUCUAUUGGAAAGACAAAGCCAGAGAGAUGUGGAUCAAGGAGGGUGAUAAGAACACAAAGUUCUUUCAUGCCUCAGUUAAGGCCAGGAGGGCACAAAAUCAAAUCAAUGAAAUUGUCUCUAAGGAUAGAGUUCCUCAUAGGGAUAGAGAUAGCAUUGGGUUGGUGGCAGUUGCCUACUUCAAGAAAAUCCUAAAUGUUGAUGGAUUGAGAGAGGAGCAUUAUGCAGAUAAGUUGUUGGAGGCCAUUCCUAGGUUAGUUUCAGAUGAGGAUAAUCAAAUGUUAAUGGAACCUUUUACGAAAGUUGAAGUCUAG